GCUCGGCGUAUCGUCAUGGUCAAACUCGCAGAGAAGGAGCUCUCACCUCGGUCCAAGACCUGCCUUUUGCUACAAACGUUCGAGUCUACCAUAUCAGCCACUGAUCCGAUUGGUCCCGGCCAUGUUUCUGAUUGGCCUGUGACGCUAUUUACUCUCAUCAGUACCGGUAAGUCAAUCUGAACUCUCGAGCUCUGUGUAGGACGGUAUAUAUGAGGUCUUGUCUCCCCGCCUUUGUGCCUCAAUCAUCAGUCCUGUGUCCCAUCUGUUCCUGGAAUUUCUUUCGCUAAACGUAUAUCCUGAAUCGAUUGUAAACUCGCACCACACCAGUCUCCAUUACACUACACUACCGCCAAGCUGGCCGAAAGACUCAAGAGCAUCUUGGGUCACGUUAAGGACAUUCUUCCCGACAUGUCUUCUUCUCUUGAUGCCGAGGAGCAGCAGUACCAGGAUGAAGUUGCCGCUAUCAAGCAAUGGUGGUCUUCACCUCGCUGGAGAUACACUAAACGCCCUUUCACCGCUGAGCAGAUUGCGAACAAGCGCGGAAACUUGAACAUCCAGCACCCUGGUAAUGUUCUUUCAAAAAAGUUGUGGGACAUUGUCGAGAAGAGAUUUGCCGAAAAAGAUGCUAGUUUCACCUAUGGUUGUCUCGACCCUGUCAUGGUUACCCAAAUGGCCAAGUACCUCGACACCGUUUAUGUGUCCGGCUGGCAAAGUUCUUCGACCGCCUCCUCGACCGACGAGCCCGGUCCCGAUCUUGCCGAUUACCCCUACACCACUGUCCCCGAUAAGGUACAACAUCUCUUCAUGGCUCAGCUUUUCCAUGACCGCAAGCAACGCCACGAGAGACUUUCCACUCCUGCUUCCGAGCGCAAGAAGCUCGCAAACACCGACUUCCUCCGUCCCAUCGUUGCCGAUGCCGACACGGGUCACGGCGGCCUCACAGCCGUCAUGAAGCUUACAAAAUUGUUCGUCGAGAAGGGCGCUGCUGGUAUCCACAUUGAGGAUCAGGCUCCCGGAACGAAGAAGUGUGGUCACAUGGCUGGCAAGGUCCUUGUACCUAUUAGCGAGCACAUCAACCGCCUCGUUGCCAUUCGUGCACAAGCAGAUAUCAUGGGUAGUGAUCUCCUCGCCGUCGCUCGUACAGACUCCGAAGCCGCAACUUUGAUCACAUCUACCAUCGACCCCCGCGACCACGCCUUCAUCGUCGGCGCAACAAAUCCCGCUCUCCAACCCCUCAGCGAGCUUAUGGGUGCCGCUGAGGCAGCAGGAAAGUCUGGUGACGAGUUGCAAGCCAUUGAAGACAAGUGGACCGAGCAAGCCCACCUCAAGCUCUUCUCCGAAGCUGUCGUCGACACCAUCAACGCUGGCGUUCACGUCAACAAGGCCGAGCUUAUCGCUCAAUUCGCCGUGCAAGCCAAGGGCAAGAGCAAUGCCGAGUCCCGCGCUAUCGCAAAGGCUCUCACCGGUGUCGAUGUUCACUUCGACUGGGAGUCCGCCCGCACACGCGAAGGCUACUACCGCUACCGCGGCGGCUGUCAAACCGCCAUCAACCGCGCCAUUGCCUACGCACCCUACUGCGACAUGAUAUGGAUGGAGUCCAAGCUCCCCGACUACAAGCAAGCCGAAGAGUUCGCCACCGGCGUCCACGCCGUCUGGCCCGAGCAAAAGCUCGCCUACAACCUUUCUCCCUCUUUCAACUGGCAGACUGCCAUGUCCACUUCCGAGCAAGAGACUUAUAUCCAGAGAUUGGCCAAGCUUGGUUACUGCUGGCAGUUUAUCACUCUUGCUGGUUUGCAUCAGACUGCUUUGAUCUCGGACUCUUUCAGCAAGGAUUAUGCUGCUCGUGGUAUGAGAGCUUAUGGCGAGACUAUUCAGAGCAAGGAGCAAGAGAAUGGCGUUGAAGUCCUCAAGCAUCAGAAAUGGUCUGGAGCCAAUUACGUCGAUGAGUUGCUCAAGAUGGUUUCGGGUGGUGUGUCGAGUACUGCUGCCAUGGGCAAGGGUGUCACAGAAGAUCAGUUCAAGGCUAUUGACCGCCCUGGCGAGAGCGGCUACAAGGCUGAGGAGAACCACUAAGGAUCAUGCAAGAGGCGAAAGUGUUUAGUCGUUGCAACAUCAUUCUACUUUUCAUCAUCGACUGUCGUUGUUUGGUACUGACACUGCGUAUCUCGCAUGUAACCCUCGGUGACUCAUACGCAAGCCUUUUGGUUUACGAGCAGCGACUAGCAGCAUCUCUUCGACAAUUAUCCAUAACCGAGUCUCUGUUUGGUGUCACGUAUGGCCAAAAUCGCUUUGAGAACCAUAUUCUAUGUGGCAAGGACAGAGUCAACCGGGUCCGUGAUCCCUCUGUCGCUUGCACAAUCUCUAGCUACCCUUCUCCAGUUUCUUACCAAAGCAUUUGGCCGCACGCGAACAC
Aureobasidium subglaciale EXF-2481 is the source of this 2413-nucleotide messenger RNA. RefSeq lists its product as uncharacterized. The transcript is spliced from 3 exons. Bases 409 to 2073 code for a protein of 554 amino acids. Gene Ontology annotation, biological process: carboxylic acid metabolic process. The record is from RefSeq and is a predicted model, not a curated record. Gene Ontology annotation, molecular function: isocitrate lyase activity. NCBI's taxonomy places the organism in Eukaryota, Fungi, Ascomycota, Dothideomycetes, Dothideales, Saccotheciaceae.